Molecule: messenger RNA, 4955 nt
Organism: Vespa mandarinia (Asian giant hornet)
Lineage: Eukaryota; Metazoa; Arthropoda; Insecta; Hymenoptera; Vespidae
Product: nucleolysin TIAR
Molecular function (GO): RNA binding
Source: RefSeq, a predicted model, not a curated record
ACAUCCAAUUGUUCUUCUUGAAAGUGUCGGCACUUUAAGUAGUACACAUUAAAAUAAAUCGAACGUAGAGAGGAAAAUAAAGCCGUCUCGAUAUUCGCUCGAACGAUUAGAGUGUUUUUCGAGGAAGAGAAUAAAAAGUAAAAGAAAAAGAAGAAGAAAAUUCGUUGAACGAUCGUAGCGGAAGAAAGGAAGGAAGUGGAAAAAGAUAAAUAUUCCGGUGAAUAGUCUAACUGAAGGUAGUGCUUGCCACGUGAAACUGGUCGCUAUUUCGCCGGGCUAGACAAGCGGCAAAGGCUCGAAACCCCCUGGUUUCCCGCGCACAGUACGAGCGAAGCACACACAACUACCCCGACCAACCAACCGACGAGCCGAGCCGCCGCCACCAACCCCUACACACAACAACCCAACGAAGCAUCCCCCACUCUGAAUCGCACAACAGCCUGAGCGGAAGUGCUAGUCAGUCGGCGAGCGACCUUCCAACAUUACGGGUUAGGUUCCCUCUUUUUCCGCCCGUCGUGUCUUCGUCCUCGUUUGUCUGAACGCGGGGACAAGCUCCGUUGCGGUUCGCGUCAACGUGAAAGGGAGAACGGAGAUAGUAAGAGAAAGAGAGAGAGAGAGAGAGAGAGAGAAAGGGAGAGAGAGAGAGAGAGAGAGAGAGAGAGGGCAAUCACGCGAGAAGAUACGUGCCAUCUCGAGGAGGAGAGAUUACGGGGGGUUGCCGUCGCUUCAUUCAUUUUCUAUAAUAAAUCGUCAACCUGACGAUUACUCUCUACGACAUCCGCCGCAACCGCAUUUGAUACGUCCGUAGAAAAUCAGGAAAGAAGAGAAUACAAAGUGGAAAGUAGUAUAACGAGUAAAGGGAAAGGAAAAUAUAUAGGAUAAUGUCAUUUUGAACGGAUCCCUCGUUCCGUUCAAAAAAAUCAUUGCGAUAUUUCUCACGAUCGAUCAACUAGCAAUUAUAGUGUAUUUCUACUAUCGUUACCGAUCAUCAUCGAUCUUUCCUCGUACAUCUCCUAUCGGUAUAUCAAAGUACAACGAAUAACGAUUGUCUACGAUUAUUAUUUUCUUUAGGAACGCGUGUGUUACAUCUCUGUGCGAAUAUAAACGAUGGACCUAGAGAUCUUUUAGUUAAUUGUGAUACGACACAUUUGCAUACCGAGAAUACAUCGUUGAAGAGCCACCUGUUCGCGAAAGUGAAAUCGACGAUCGACGAGAAUUCCGAGAGAGGAAGAUCAUUACGCGCGAUAGCCGAUUGAAAUGGUGAGAGGAUAAAAAAGUGCCGCUAUUGUGAACGGGAAGGGAGGAUCGCGAUAAAUCGUUGUUGUGUACUUGUUGAAACGUUCGAGCAUGUUACUUUUCCUUUAAUACUCCGAUAACUAUUUCCUAUUCGAAACUCGUGUUGGCGCUAUAGUUGAAGAAAGUUUUCCACGGGAGAGAGAAGUCGUAGCCCUAGAAAGAGGAAGAUCGUAAACGCGUUCGUGAGAAGGACGUUCUUCGUACUCGGGAAGUUUCCGUUCACCGACGCUUCUCACACUGCCUCUUCUGGAGAUUGCGAUCGGAAGCUAUCCCAGCUCGACCACGUGGUUAUGAGUAAGCAUCAGAGGCGCCGUGACUUCUCCCGGUGAACGCACACGCUUAGCUGCUUCGUCUACAUUUCCACUCAGCCGAUCAACGACGACUACAAUUAUACCUUAGCUACUUUUCGGUAUCGAUACUCCUGAAAUUAGUCGGAUCAUUUUAUCGCGAUUAACAAAUUUGUGCACUAUUAUUGAUCAUUGAGCUCUAUUCUUCGAGUAUUUAAUUGACGCGUUGAAAGAUAUCCGAAAUAAUUUGAGUUUGUCGAGGCUGGAAAGAAAUAAAAAGUUUAAUUAAUAGUGAAAUAAACGUAAAGAAAUCGCACGUAAGUGAUCGAAGGUGAUCGAGUUGGGAAGAAAAGAAAGUAGCAAGAUCCCAGCCGCGGGGGAUCCCGAAAGGAAGGAGGGUCCAGCUGAGGUGGUCCAGUCCGGCUCAACGAUCGGUGUCAGGAGGCCGAAUCAGUCAGGCAAUUCAGGAGGGUGGGUGCAGUGGUGCAGUGGUUGCAGGAGGGCCAGCGAGGUUGGGGUGGCCUCGUCUACAGGCGCGUUGGCACCGAGCGCACCGGGCCCCGGGGCUGCGGUGGUGGGCUGCCUGCUUGGGGUGUACCCGUGUUCUCCCUCCUCCACGGGGCCCAGGGGGCCCCUAACUCAUCACCACCUUCAGGCUAUCCCGGCACCACAACAAACGAUCGGCUGCCGUGCCUGUUGCUGUGCGCAUACCAAUCACCAACCUUCUUCGGUCCAGCUUACUAGCCAACGGGGCGGCCUAUCGCUGAGGGUAGCGAGGGUGGCGUCCACCACCUCCGUCCGAGCCGCCCCCUACGCCCACCCCCAGCAUCAAGGGCUGGGGCAGGAGUGCAGGUGUAGGGAGGAGACGGGGGCAUUGGGUGGAGGUGGUGCGCACAUCCUCGGCAGCCCGAUGCUGUUCGUCCCGUUCACGGUGCCCACUUUCCCUGCGACGCACCAUCAGACGACUCAUCCUGCGCAUCAGACACAUCAUCAACAGCUGCAGGCCACCAACCAGAAUCCGGUGCAGCAGCCGCAGCAGCUCAACCAGCUGAAUCAGCUGAGUCACCUGAAUCACCAGGGCAUCGUGCCGCCGACAACCAAUCAACCGACUGUACACAGCACCAGCUGUUCGCCGCAGCAACAAGCGACUACACCGAACAAGGAAAUGAAAGUUAACUGGGCGACAUCGCCGGGCAACCAACCGAAGCAGGACACCAGCAAACACUACCACAUAUUCGUAGGAGACCUGAGCCCGGAGAUCGAGACGCAGACCUUGAGGGAAGCCUUCGCUCCCUUUGGCGAGAUCUCAGAUUGCAGAGUCGUCAGAGAUCCACAAACCUUCAAGUCUAAAGGCUAUGGAUUCGUGUCCUUUGUCAAAAAAGCGGAAGCGGAAAUCGCCAUCGGUACCAUGAACGGGCAAUGGCUCGGUAGCAGAAGUAUUCGAACGAAUUGGGCGACUCGCAAACCGCCUGCACCAAAAUCUGAAGCGAACGCAAAGCCGCUAACAUUCGACGAGGUAUACAAUCAAAGCAGUCCGACCAACUGCACAGUUUACUGCGGCGGUCUGACCAAUGGUUUGACGGAGGAGCUCAUGCAGAAAACGUUCUCGCCGUUUGGAUCUAUCCAGGAGAUUCGUGUAUUUAAGGACAAGGGAUACGCCUUCAUCAGGUUUUCCACCAAAGAAUCAGCCACGCACGCUAUUGUGGCGGUACAUAACACCGACAUCAAUGGACAGACGGUGAAAUGCAGCUGGGGAAAAGAAAGCGGAGAUCCCAACAAUGCUCAACAAACUGGACAGGCGUUAUCGUCGGCGACGUAUCCAUACUAUGCGGCGGCAGCAGCUGCCGCCGCGGCGGCGGCGGGCGUCGCGGGUGUCGGAGGCGUCGGUGGCGUCGGGGGUGCCGGCCAGCUCGGCUACUGGUAUCCGCCCCAAUCUUACCCGACAACGGCAACGCAGAUGCAAGCCGGUGGUUUCCUUCAGGGAAUGCAAGGCUAUACUUACGGUCAGUUUGCAGGAUACCAGCAGGCGCAGUAUAUGGGAAUGGGAAUGGGUGUCCAUGCUGCUGGCACAGCAGCUGGAUGGGGCCAAGGAUUACCUGGGGGACCGCAGUUACCACCACACCACGCUACGACGGUCACGGCACCCCCAGGGGUUCAAGCCGCACCUCCGCCUCCACCACCCCCGGCGCAAAUGAUGGCCUAUCCGAUGCAACAAUUCCAGCUAGCGGAUGAGGACUGGCUGACGCCUAGCCUUCUAGUGUGAUGGUAAGCAAGUACAUCCCACCGACAGGAACAACUUCUAAAGCAACAACAUUUACCACCAUCGACAGCAACAUCAACAUUUCCGUCACCAUCGACGCCACCGCGACAGCAAAAGCAGUAAAAAUCGUGCCGCUUCCGGCCUGACGUCUUGCGACACGAAGGGCAAUAAAGGUCGAGAAACGAAUAUAAUAUUAGCUUAACAAAACAUACAGAUGUAUGGGGGAGGGGGCGGGGAGUAAGGUUGAUAGAAAGUGGAAUAUAGAGAAGAGGAGAUAGAUAGAAGGAGAGAAGAAAAUAGAAAGAAGGGUAAGGAGGAAAGGUAAGGAAAGAAACGAAGAAGAUACAAAAGCCGUGAUAGAUUUUAUGCAAGAUCCUUCCAUCCUUAACCACCCCAUUACGAAUUUCCACUGAUCCUCCGUCGAUUUUAAUUGACUCAAGCUUGCAAAGGUGGAGAGGGAUAAAAGAAGAAGAAGAAGAGAAAACAAGUGAAAGAAAAAAAAAAAGAUAGAGAAGAAAUUCCGCUGUUGUUGAGCAAUCGGUGACGACAUCCUCUCGCGUUAGUCCGCAAGAGAUCUUAGUCUAUUUCUAGUCUCAAAUAAUUUUAGGUAGUGUCUCGCCGUGUCACGUUAGUGUCAAGCGCUUAAGCACGAAAACACACGAAUUCUCGGAUGCACGGACCAACCACACGCGUUCGCGCAGCAACAGUUGUCUUAGUUUUACUACAACAACGGCCGACUUUAUGAAUGCACAACGCACGCACGCUUGUCGAAAGAGAAGAAAAGAGAUAAAAAGAUGUAGAGAUAAAGAUGAAUCAAUCGCUUAGAUUAUGCACGCGCACGCGUCUACGAUCGUGCGAAAUCGAUCAUCAAAAAGUAAUUAGUCUCGUCUCCCUGAUCGCAUCUAUAUACAUACAUACAUACAUACAUACCCCAACCCUAUCCUUAUUCCCUUAAUCCUCUUGCGCUGUGUAUAGUGCGUGCUUUUCGAAGAAAAAUUUUUUCCAUAUGGACCCUUUCGUCCUAUGAGAGAGAAUAAAGUGGAAAAAGGUAGAGAAUCAUCGGAUACUGAUCUGUUUCGUUAUUUUUAUAGUUUUGAGCAUAAACGUGAAUA